AUGGCUGCGGCGCAGGAGGAGCUCCAAGGGCAGCGGCCCCGGGCGCUGCUGUGCGUCGGGUGUUCGCGACGCGGAACAAUUGUCUCCCAUGACUUGAUUUCAUCAGGAGCGCGUCACCAUGCAUUACAGUGUGGACAUAUCUUUUGUGAAUUGUGUUUAUCGGUAACACAGGAGUCAAGUAUAAUAGUGUGUGUUGACUGUGAGGCUGUUACCACUGUAAAUACAAACCAAGGUUUCUACCCAGUGGAUGACUAUGUGGAAGAAGAACUUUAUACAAGAAAACUGCAGGCUGCAAAGCAAAGUCUUCAGACUUUACAGGACAACCCCACCAGAUCAAACAGAGGAAACAAUUAUUUAUGUCAUAUGUUGAAAGAGGACAUCAAUUCAGAAGAGUCGCAAGAAAAUCAUCUUGGCCAUAGUGAAAGAGAUGAAGACUGUGAUCUGUAUGACCUCCUUUCUCCAAAAAUGGAGUUUGAUUUUGAACAAGGAAUUUGCAUUAGAAAUUCACAAGCACUAAAAAGGAGCUACAUCCCAGAUGUCAAAGAGAAAAAUGUUCAGUCUACUUAUUCAGACUACCAUCUGAAUCUCAAACCAGUUUGGAUUACAUCAACAGAAGACAUGGACAAUAAAACUGAACAAGACAUUGAUGAAGCUUUGUGGAUAACUGCUUUUAAUCUUGAGCGUUUAAAAACUGCAGAGAAGAUGCUGGGAUAUUUGGAAUCCAAAGUGAAGCAGGAAGAAGACAGGAUUGUAGACAUUAUAGAUAAAAAGUUUGAUAAUCUUAUUACUUCUCUUCAGUCAAGGAAAAGGAAGUUGCAUGCAGAAUUAGUGAAGAACACAGAUAAUUAUGUGGCCAACAUCAUAAAGGCUAAGCACUACAUUGAAGAGAAGAAAAACAACCUGAAUGGCGCCAUGAGGCUAGCAAAGGAGUUAAAAAUUACACCUUCGUUAAGAACCUGUUGUGAUUUGAAUCAGGUUAUUCAUAACUUAAAGUUGACAGUUGAGGGUGAACUCUCAAGGGUGGAUACUUUGAAGGAAAGAACAUCUCUAAGAUUUCUCAUGAACUGUGAUGAAAUUACCUCUAUGUUCAAAAAUAUAGGGAAGAUUGAAUUGGAAAUACCUACAAAAUGUUGCCCUGGAGAUGAUGGACAAAGCAUUCUCAUGGUCAGUAAUCAGGGAGAAGUAUCAAACUGUGACACUUAUUUGUCGGUAGAAAAGAAUAAAUUUACAACACUUGUAAGAGGUAAUGAAGCAGAGACUCUUAUACAGCAAGAACUUGAUGUGCAUACAGAAGUGAAAAAUGUCCAGCUUUACCAAUUAAUUACAACACCCUCUCAAAAAAGUAUUCUGACUUUACCCCAAACGAUGUCUGGUCCUGAUGUCAUAAUUGAAGAAAUCAUGGAAGAUGACCAGGAAACACAUUCCACAGAAUAUCUUAAAGAUACACAUAGGAAAAAUCUUUCCCAGAAAAAGGUUAUACCUUUUGGACAAAGCGCAGGUUCUCCAGAAUUAGUUUUUGUCAGCCACGUAAUAAACCCAUGCCAUUUCUAUAUUCGGAGAUAUUCACAGAGGAAAACAGCAAUUUUUUUGGAAAAAAAGAUGAGUCACUUUUGUAGUAGUAAGAGUUCAUACCUUAGUCCUUCAGACAUUUUGGAACUAGGUGCAAGGAUCUUUAUCAACAGUAAAGAAAAUGGAAUGUGGUGCCGUGGAACUAUCACUGAGUUGAUUCCUCUGGAAAGUAAAAAUAAGGGAAAACACUGUGGUCCAACAAAAUACAAAAUUUAUGAUGUUGCAGUGAUGCACGUAUUCAUGGAAGACUUUGGGAAUUCUGAAGUUUUAGUUGGUUCAGGGAUUGGUGGUGUCCCUGUGGUGAGGCCAGAACAAGUUGCUCUACAGAACUUAGUGGUAAAUGACUUGUGUAUGUUUAUCAGGAAGCCCGAUCCAUAUAUAGAGGCACAGCUCAGGGAUAUUCCUCCGUUAGCAGUGCAGUGCUCGCUGAAGGACAUAGUUCCCAAAAACUCAAAUGAAGGUUGGAGGGAAGAAGUUAAGACAAAAUUUUUGAGAAUGGUAAAUAACAAAGCUGUUAUAAUGGAAGUAUUCAGAGAAGAGGAUGGUGUGCUCAUUGUAGAUCUGAAGAAACCUCCAGUUAAUAAAAUGAGUGACAUGCCAGUAUCUCUUAAGGAUGCUUUAGUUUUUACAGAGUUAGCAAGGUUUCGAUCACAGCUUCCUAGUCAACCGGAAAAUAUGGCAUUGCAAUAUUGUCCACCCACAUUGCCACAAGAAAUGACAGAAGUCUCCAUUGUCGUUUGUCACAUCAAUAGUCCUAGUGAUUUUUACCUUCAGUUGAUAGAAAGUCUGGACUUUUUAGAUCUCCUGAAGAAAAUUGAGGAAGUAUAUAAAAAUGAUGAUGGAGAAAAUCUGGGAAUUCUUUGUCCUGUUCAAGGCCAAACCUGUGUAGCGAAGUUUGAAGAUGGAGUUUGGUACAGAGCAAAAGUUACUGGACUGCCAGGGCAUCAAGAAGUUGAAGUUAAAUACGUUGACUUUGGCAACACUGCCAAAAUAACUCUUAAAGACAUGCGUAAAAUUAAAGAUGAGUUUUUGAGCCUUCCAGAAAAGGCCAUCAGGAGCAAGCUGGCUCAUAUUGAACCCUAUAAAGGAGGAAAUGAAUGGAGUAGAGAAGCAAAGGAAAGAUUUGAAGAAAUGACUCAAGAUAAAUUUAUGCUGUGCUCAGUCAUUAGUAUAUCACAAGAUAAUGUUCUGUCAGUUGAACUCUUUGACUCCCCAGAUGUUCUUGGAAAAAGAUCCGCUAGUCUGAACAGUCAGCUAGUUAAAGAAGAGCUAGCAUCUUACGUGCUAGGAUACACCAAAAGUAGUGCUACAGAGCACAAUGAAGUAUGGGAUUCUUCUCUAGAAGAAAUUUUUGAAACUGAAACAUUAGAUAUUUUAAACUCUAAAAACAUAAAAUCUCUACAGAACGGGGAUUUACGAUCACUUUCUAACAAAGAACUACAAGUGCGAAUCAGUCAUGUGGUAUCCCCAAAUAAGAUCUUUGUACAAUGGCUGUCAUCAGAAAGGUUACUGAAAAGUUUACAGGAAAAGAUGGCUGCUAUCUAUGAAAAUUCCAAGUUUGAGCAAGUGAAGUGGGAAAAUGAUAUGUACUGUGCUGUUCGUAUAUGUGAUCUGAACCAAUGGCAAAGAGGCAAAAUCAACAGGGUUGUCUCUGAAACCACUGUAGAGGUAGUGUUGUAUGAUUUUGGUACUAAAGAAAUAGUGAACAUCAUUUGUUUAAGAAAACUUGAUGAAAAGCUGAAGCCAAUUGGGACACUAGCACUGGAGUGCUCCCUGGUAGAUAUAAGACCAGCUGGUGGGAGCAAGCAGUGGACAGCAACAGCUUGUGAUUGUAUCUCCUAUUACCUCACUGGAGCUAUAGCAAACAUCAUCAUACAGGAAAAUGAUGGAUCUGAACCACUACCUGUGAAAAUUUUUUGCAAUGAUGAAGCAGGACAGCUUAUUGAUAUUUCUGAAUAUCUUAUGAAAAAGGGUCUGGCUUUCAGAAACAAAAGAACUCAUGAAAUUGAUCUAAGUGAUGCAGAUCCUGAGAAACCUCUUGAAGUUGCUUUGAAGCAAGAGAGUCCAUGCUUAAAUGAGCUGAUUCUAGAAACUGAAUGUACACCAAAGUGUUUAGUGCCAGAGAAAGAAGUUACUCUUUCUGUUAAUGAACCUAAAGAACAUGAGUCAAAGAAACUAGUGCUUAAGUCAAGAAUGGAUGGAGCAUAUAAACCUCCAAUUAUACCUGACAUGAAAGAAUUACAGGCUAUAAUAAACUGUAUUGGAGAUGAUGGAACUAUUUAUAUGGUGCCCAAAUCAUUAGAAAAUGAACUAAACAAAUUGAUGACUGAUAUACAAAAUAACUUCAAAUGUCUUGGUCUUCUGGAACCAUAUUGUUGGAGAAAAGAAGAAGCUUGUGUUGUAAGAGGAUCGGAUACCAUGUGGUAUCGAGGUAAAGUUAUAGAAGUUGGUGGUGGUACAGUCAGGGUGCAGUACGUGGACUAUGGCUACAUUGAGAAGAUCCCUCAGUGUCAUCUCUAUCCAGUCGCGUUGUACGCUGACAUACCUACAUUUUGCAUACCAUGUCAGCUCUAUAAAACAGUGCCAGUUGGAAAUUUUUGGCAGCAGGAUGCUGUAGAACUCCUUCAAGAACUACUGACAAAGAGAGUUGUUGAAAUACAUUUUCUGGAACGUCCAGAUAAUCCAUGGGGCAAAGUAUCUGUUAAUCUUUAUUUUGAUGGGAUGUCACUUUCUUCCUUUAUGGCAUACCACAAAUACUGCAUUUUUGAAGAUUGUCCGGAUAUAUCAAAUCUGGAAAUAAUAAAUUACAGUGAAAAGUGUUUUGAGGAUAAAUGUCAAAUCAGCUAUGAGGAGUUGCUGUUAUCCGAAGCAGGGGCUCCUGUUUUGCCACCAUAUACAAUGCUAACACUACCUAUUCCAGGAGAACUUUUUCCUGUUAGUGUUAAGCACCUUGUGUCACCUAAUAAGAUGUACAUUUGCCUUGAAUCAGCAGAGGGCCUUAACCAGGAGAGCGACACAGAAGAUAGUGGUGUCAGCUGGGAUUUGGAAUCUGAGAGUCUAGAUCAAGUCCUGAAGCAUUGUAAUCAGAAUGUGGAGUCUCUUCCUUUUCUAACAGAUUUUAGAACAGAAAUGCCUUGCCUGGCAGAAUACAGUGAUGGCUUGUGGUAUAGAGCAAAACUACUCUCUAUUAAAGAAUUUGACCCUGUUAAUAUUUUGGUUGAAUUUGUUGACUAUGGAUCAUCUGAAAAAUUACCAACAAGCAGAUUACGUCAGAUUCCUUCUCACCUUAUGCAAUAUCCUGUUCAAGCAGUAAAAGUUCUAUUGGCUGGAUUUAAACCUCCUUUAUAUGAUACAGAAAAAAAGAGAAUUCCAUAUUGCCCUGAAUGGAGCAUGCAAGCAUUAUGGGCCAUGAUGGACUGUCUUCAAGGCAAAAAGCUCUAUGCUUCCACAGUGACUCAGUCUCCAGAGAACACUGUGUUUUUGUAUGAAGAUGAACGAUGCUUAGUUCACAUGAAGCUGGUAGAAAUGGGAUUAGCAGACUUAGAUCAAUGACAUAUGGAUACUAUAUAGAGAGCUUUUGAUGAAGACUACAGUAUCCGAAGAGGAAAGGUGGUUUUUGGUUUUGUUUUUUAAUUUUGUUCUGGCAUGUUAAUUUGCCUCAUCUUGUUCUUUCUACAUACAGUAAUUGUGUGGAAUGCCUGAAAUACUCAGGUGUGGUUUUUUGUUCAGAGCUGUUUUCAUAAA
Terrapene triunguis (Three-toed box turtle) is the source of this 5313-nucleotide messenger RNA. It is a transcript of the gene RNF17, whose product is annotated as ring finger protein 17. The transcript is spliced from 40 exons. The record is from RefSeq and is a predicted model, not a curated record. Lineage: Eukaryota; Metazoa; Chordata; Testudines; Emydidae. The coding region runs from base 1 to 5121 and encodes 1706 amino acids.